CUAACCAAGCCGCGGCCGGGGAUAUUCUUUAAGCCUGCGACAUAGCAUUAUACUUUCCCUCCACCUGGGCUCGCUUCCGUCCAUCGCGAAACUAUCAAGGCUACUGGGAUUCUCCUCCCUGUUCAUAACCAUUCGACUGCACUAUACAGGGAAAUAAAUUAUAUAUGCUGGAGUAAUGGAGUUUUACCACCUUUCUACACUCGCCCAAAGCAAGGCUGGGUGCAACAGCCGACUUCACAUUCAACACAUCCUGGAUGCUACCUACCCGCGCGUUGAUGAAGCUGGCAAUAAUUUCUUCGCUGAAUAUGAGCGACGGGAGAGAGGGGGGGAUGUUUUUCUCUGUACACGCCCUGAUGUCUCAUUUUAGUCAACCCGCGACUCUCGAUCAACUCCUCAGCUGCAUAUGUAAAGAUUGCAGCAACGCUCGCAAUGUUACCAACUAUAAACUGCCGGUGGCGGAUCUCACGAAUGAUCUUCGCCAAGAGCCAUUAUUUCGUGGUUUCAGAGUGACAUGGCAAGCUAUACAAACUCUGCAGUCUGAUAAGUAUCGAGGGUUGAAAAUGCCAUAAGCCACAGUUGCAC
Fusarium oxysporum Fo47 is the source of this 582-nucleotide messenger RNA. RefSeq lists its product as uncharacterized. Lineage: Eukaryota; Fungi; Ascomycota; Sordariomycetes; Hypocreales; Nectriaceae. Bases 255 to 569 code for a protein of 104 amino acids. The transcript has 2 exons. The record is from RefSeq and is a predicted model, not a curated record.